Molecule: messenger RNA, 731 nt
Organism: Porites evermanni
Lineage: Eukaryota; Metazoa; Cnidaria; Anthozoa; Scleractinia; Poritidae
Source: the annotation of a GenBank genome assembly
GAACUCUUAAACCCAUCAGUUGUAGAAGAGAAUAUUUUCAAGGGUGUGCGAAGAGGUAAAAACUGAUUUCUCUUCGAGCUUUCAACUUUAUACAGUUAAAACAGCUCACCUUCACCACCAUUUUCUUUCUAUACAAAUAGAAAAAGCAUUUGAAAUUUUGUUUUCGAAGACACGUCUCGUGAAUCCCGCCAUUUAUCUAAACUGAGAAAUUGCCAUGUUUGUUGAAAAUCUGAUAGGUGUACUGACAGAAAACUCAUAGAUGAAAAUGGAAAAAAAUCAUACUUACGGUAUACUAUACUUUUGAUACCCUAAGUAAUGAGUAUAAUGAGAGAUAAAUUUUUCUAAUUCCACAGAUUUUUUAAUGAAAAGAAGACUUUUAUACGUGCGCAUGUGACAUGUUCACCUGGUCUACAAACGCAACACAACCUGGUUGUCCAGGAAAUAUCCAGGCGCGCGUUGUUUAACCUCUUGGUGUGCGAGAUAUUUCGGCUUGACAAGCGAACGGCCAGGAAGUACUACCAAUUGCUUUUUGCUUGCGUAGUCACACUCCAGUCUCACUAAAGGAUUUCCUCCUAUUGGUUGAAAGCUCUGGAUCACUCUUCGCGUCAUAAUAACAAGUAUCAUCUGAAGUUGCUGGUAGUUACAUAGUUUUUCAUCAUGAGCAAUUCAACGAACCACACUCGACUGGUGACCGCGACAUCGAAGCCGGAAAGACAGGGGCUACAAGUUAA